AUGGCCGGGUUUGGCCGCAACACCACCGGCGGCGGCUUCGGCGGCGGCAGUGGCAGCGGGAGCGGAUCCGGUACCGGUAGCGACAGUCACUCCUCAUCGUUGCUUCCACCACCAGACCCUCGAUAUAUGCUUCCACAAUACGACGAAGCCGACGACCCCGAUGUCGAUGCCGCACCCACUGGUCAGGGCGUCCGCCUGUUGAUGAAUCUAGACAACAGCUCGUACAUAUCUGUAUCAGAGAUCACCAGCCAGAGUUCACAUAGAGAUAAUGUCAGACCUUCCCAAACAAAACAAAGUCAAGAUCAUGAGCAAGAUGCCGUGGUCAACAUCCCAUCUUCCCCUCCCACUUCCAUGUCCUGGUCAGUACCCAAAGAGGGACCAGAGAAUCAAGAAGACGAAAAAAAGAGACCAGACCUGGAGACAUCCGAGCAUAAAGACCCCGAAAACGACUCCGACAUGGGAAAGGUCGUCAAGUUUGCACCCGCGCCAGAGAUUCUGGGAAGCGAUGACCCUCAACACGUACCUCACUACCCUCCACCAUACAGUCCCUUUCGACCCGAGGAACAAGAGCAAUUCGUUUUGCGACAGCAGCAGCGGCAACAACAACAAGCAGGGACACAACAAGGAGAAUCUCAGCUACGGGGAGGAGGAAAGUUGCAGAAGAGAAUGUGGCUAGGUCAAGUGAAGCCUCUUAGACUAUCUGCGCCUCCACCUGCUCUGGCCUUGCCGACAAUUCCGGAGGGGACAUCCCCGCGACGAGCGUCGCUCCGUGAGGCGCGCAAAAAGCAAGAAAACAAGCCCCGGGUGCUCAGUAACAUUACCGAGGAAGCGGACUCGCAAAGAUCACUUACACCACCACCCUCUGUUCACUUUGGAUCACCGAAAAGACGAAACUCGGAGACAGCAGAACGCUCACAUCUUAACAGCAGCCGGUUACGACGAGCUUAUGAGCCCUCAAUCGACGCCCGCACCUAUGAACCAUCACUAGAUACCCGAACAUACGAACCCUCGAUUAGCGAUCGACGACACAUGUACGAACCCUCCAUCGACGAACGAUCAUCGAUCAUGGACCCUCCACGCAUUCCACCACCCGACGGCGGAUCCUACGUUUCUUCCUACAUGGGCACCGAGAGCAUGGUUUCGGGACACGGCAGACCAUGGAGUCCCGUAUCGACAGCCGAUUAUCGAGUUCCGCCACAAGGACGGUACGAGCCUUCGGAGAUUGAUGGUCAUCCCCGGCCAGGGACACCUUCGAGUUAUGCAGGGAAUGCCCGACGACCACUUCCGGCGGCACCAGCAGCGCCUUUACAGUAUAACAGCCCCAGUCGCGCAACGAACCAUCAUCCACGGCACGGAUUCCAUGGAGGAGGAGGAUAUGCGGACGAUGUGACAGUUAGCAUGGGACCGGACGACGACCGCACAGAUAUAUUUGGACCGGAAACCGAUCUCAGUGAAUCGCGGCACCUCAACGACGCGUACGGGUUCCGAUCAUCACAGAUAACACUCAGCGAGGACCCCCAUGGCACCCACGCCCGUUCCCGAUACGACGACGAAGACGAUGUCAGCACUACUUAUUCUUCGAAUACCGGCACCAGCGCAUCAGGGGUUGACAAGUUCGAGCCCUACGGCCCCAUCCCGGAAGAAGGCAAGCACGAGCGCCGCGGCGUUCGGCCCCCGCAGGUGUCGAGGAAGGAAGUCCAGCUCAUCAAUGGCGAGCUCGUCCUGGAGUGCAAGAUCCCGACUAUAUUGUAUUCGUUUCUGCCCCGGAGGGACGAGGUCGAGUUUACGCACAUGCGAUACACGGCUGUUACUUGCGACCCUGACGAUUUUGUCUCGCGGGGGUACAAGUUGCGCCAGAAUAUCGGUCGGACAGCCAGGGAGACGGAGCUGUUCAUCUGUGUGACGAUGUACAACGAGGACGAGUACGGUCGCGAACGUGGGGCGCGGACGGGUGGCAGAAGAUUGUGGUUUGCGUGGUUUCGGACGGCCGAGAGAAAAUUCACCCCCCGGACAUUGGACGCUCUCGCGGCCAUGGGCGUCUACCAACACGGAAUCGCCAAGAACUUUGUCAACCAGAAGGCGGUGCAGGCGCACGUGUACGAGUACACCACGCAGGUGUCUCUGGAUUCGGACCUCAAGUUCAAGGGAGCCGAGAAAGGGAUAGUGCCCUGCCAGAUGAUUUUCUGCUUGAAGGAGAAGAACCAGAAGAAACUCAACUCGCACCGAUGGUUCUUCAACGCGUUCGGCAAGGCCUUGAACCCCAACGUGUGUAUCCUGUUGGAUGUCGGCACACGCCCGGGAGGCACAAGUCUUUACCACCUCUGGAAAGCCUUCGACACGGAUUCCAACGUCGCGGGAGCCUGCGGGGAGAUCAAGGCGAUGAAGGGACGGUUCGGCGGGAAUUUGCUCAACCCUCUGGUGGCUAGUCAGAACUUUGAGUACAAGAUGAGCAAUAUCCUGGAUAAACCGCUCGAGUCGGUGUUUGGGUACAUUACCGUGUUGCCCGGAGCGUUGUCGGCGUAUCGGUAUCAUGCGCUGCAGAAUGAUGAGACGACGGGGCAUGGACCGCUGAGUCAGUAUUUCAAGGGCGAGACGUUACAUGGGCAGCAUGCGGAUGUGUUUACGGCGAAUAUGUACUUGGCGGAAGACAGGAUUUUGUGUUGGGAGUUGGUGGCGAAACGCGGGGAGAGGUGGGUGUUGAAGUAUGUCAAGGGGUGUACGGGUGAGACGGACGUGCCUGACACCGUCCCGGAGUUCGUCUCCCAACGUCGUCGCUGGCUCAACGGCGCCUUCUUCGCGGCCGUCUACUCGCUCGUGCACUUUCGACAAAUCUGGAAAACCGACCACACCUUCCUGCGCAAAGCCUUGCUUCACGUCGAAUUCCUCUACCAACUCCUACAACUCCUCUUCACCUAUUUCUCUCUCGCCAACUUCUACCUCGCCUUUUACUUCAUCGCCGGCGGUCUGACCGACCCGCACGUCGACCCCUUCAACUCCGACGGGCACGUAGCCCGCAUCAUCUUCAACAUCCUCCGCUACGUCUGCGUCCUCCUAAUCUGCACGCAAUUCAUCAUGUCCCUCGGAAACCGUCCGCAGGGCGCCAAGAGGAUGUACCUAGCCUCAAUGAUAAUCUACGCCGUGAUAAUGGUCUACACCACAUUCGCAACAAUCUUCAUCGUCGUUCGCCAAAUCAAACCCAAAGACUCCGACAAAGACGACCCGGACCUUUACUUGGGAAACAACGUCUUCACCAACUUGAUCGUCUCCGUGGCUAGUACCCUCGGUCUCUACUUCCUCAUGUCCUUUCUCUACCUCGACCCGUGGCACAUGUUCACCUCCGCCAUCCAAUACUUUGUUCUUUUGCCCUCCUACAUCUGCACCCUCCAGAUCUACGCCUUCUGCAACACCCACGACGUAACGUGGGGAACAAAGGGAGACAACGUCAUGCGCACCGACCUAGGCGGCGCAAUAGGCAAGGGUUCCACCGUCGAGCUGGAAAUGCCCUCUGAACAACUCGAUAUCGAUAGCGGCUACGACGAGUGCCUCCGCAAUCUCCGCGAUAGGGUCGUCGUCCCCGAAACUCCCGUGUCGGAAGAACAGCUACAGCAAGAUUAUUACAAAUCUGUAAGGACGUACAUGGUCGUCACAUGGAUGGUGGCAAACGCUACGCUGGCCAUGGCUGUCAGCGAGGCGUAUGCUGACAGUGAUAUUGGUGAUAAUUUCUAUUUGAGAUUUAUUUUGUGGGCUGUGGCUGGCUUGGCGCUUUUUAGAGCCCUUGGGAGCACGACGUUUGCGGUUAUUAAUCUUGUGAGUGCACUGGUGGAGGGACGGGUCAGACUGAGCCUGAAUAUGAAGGGGUUUAGGUGGAUUAAGGAGAAGUGGGGGGAUGCGGACGUUAGAGGGCGGUUUGAGGGGAUUGGGGAGAGGGUUGGGGGGUUGGGGAGAAGAUAA
Messenger RNA from Sordaria macrospora k-hell, 3951 nucleotides. Lineage: Eukaryota; Fungi; Ascomycota; Sordariomycetes; Sordariales; Sordariaceae. The record is from RefSeq and is a predicted model, not a curated record.